AUGCAGAUUGGGAGCAGAGACACGGACUCAAACUACAAAGUGCUGAUUAGGAUUCAGGAGCCGGGUCCCCAGGCUCCCCCUGGGGCCGCCGCUCAGGGUGAGAGCUGGAAAUAAACAUGAGGGGGGUCUCUCGCUCUGUCGUUCAUUAGCCAGACCAACCUCAGGUCAGCCCAGCCCGCCUCCUGGCCCCGAGACCACCGCCUGCAAUUGA
Xyrichtys novacula (pearly razorfish) is the source of this 211-nucleotide messenger RNA. The record is from the annotation of a GenBank genome assembly. NCBI's taxonomy places the organism in Eukaryota, Metazoa, Chordata, Actinopteri, Labriformes, Labridae.